Messenger RNA from Pelmatolapia mariae (spotted tilapia), 1647 nucleotides. It is a transcript of the gene zpld1b, whose product is annotated as zona pellucida-like domain containing 1b. Lineage: Eukaryota; Metazoa; Chordata; Actinopteri; Cichliformes; Cichlidae. The record is from RefSeq and is a predicted model, not a curated record. The transcript has 14 exons. Gene Ontology annotation, cellular component: cell surface. Bases 1 to 1647 code for a protein of 548 amino acids.
AUGACACGAAUGGGUUUUAUCUUCCUGCUGCUGAGUAACGCCACGUCAGUCUCCACACAGUUUAAUGGAUACAACUGUGACGCCAACUACCACAGCAGGUUUCCAGGUGAAAGGGACAUCAGUGUGUACUGCGGGGUUCAGACCAUCACUUUGAAGAUCAACUUCUGUCCUGUUCUCUUCUCCGGCUACACCGACGCAGAUUUGGCCCUCAACGGCCAUCACAGCGAAGCCCAGUGUCGCGGCUUCAUCAACAACAACACUUUCCCCACAGCACUUCUGUUCAGCAUCAGCCUCAGCACUUUGGAGGCCUGCGGCAACAGUCUGGUGGUCAGCACAGCCUACGGGCCCACUGCCUAUGGGAACAUGUCUCUUGUACAAAUUGGGAAUAUAUCAGGCUACAUCGACACCCCUGACCCACCAACUAUAAUCAGCUAUCUGCCUGGUUUGUUGUAUAAAUUCAGUUGCAGCUACCCGCUGGAGUACCUGGUCAAUAACUCACAGCUGGCAUCAUCCUCUGCAGCUGUGUCUGUCAAAGACAGCAACGGUACUUUUGUGAGCACGCUCAGUAUGAUCCUGUACAACGAUUCAGCAUACAAUCAGCCUCUCUCUAUCCCCAUGGCUGGACUGGCUCUGAAAACCAGAGUAUUUGCUGCUGUGAAAGCCACAAACUUAGACAAACGGUGGAACAUUUUGAUGGACUACUGUUACACAACCCCCUCAGGGAAUCCUAAUGAUGAACUCCGCUAUGACCUUUUCUUUGGUUGCUAUAAAGACCCCCAGACGACAGUUUUGGAGAAUGGGAAGAGCCAGAUGGGCCGUUUUUCCUUUGAGGUUUUCCGUUUUGUUAAACACAGACACCAGAAGAUGUCGACUGUGUUUUUGCACUGCGUCACCAAGCUUUGCCGGGCCGAUGACUGCAUCAUGUUAAUGCCUAUCUGUGGGCGGCGGCGCAAAAGGGAUGAAGAGGAGACCCCUGAUUCCAUGGCAGCAGCAUCAGGGAACGCCAUCCUCUCUGCCGGUCCAAUCAUCACCAGGAGUGAUGAAACUCCUGUCAACAACUCCCAGCUCGGUAAGUUCUCUGGAGAUCUCUCCCAGCCAAUGAACCCAGUGACCAGUGCUCUGAUCUCAGGUGUGGUCAUCCUGGGUGUGGUCAGUGUGUGCUUCUUCCUGCUGUUGCUCCGCUUCCUGCUGAAGCCCCGCCCCCCAGCGACAACAGCAGCCUCAGUUGUGGUGCAUUUGACCUCUCAGGGCCACCGUACCAUCAUGGGCUACAGAGGGUUAUGGUGCUCCAUUGAUGAGCUGACUACCACGCUGGAGAAUGGAGAUAGCCAGAAGGCUCUCUUCUACUUCCCAGUGUUCCGCUUCAUUGAGCAACAGAAUGAGACCAUCUCCACCUGCUAUCUGCACUGCAUCACCCGACUCUGUGAGUGCACUUCCUGCAGCACCUUCAAGCAAUGCCAGAGGAAGAGGAGGAGCAUGAGGAGCACAGGGACCACAGUGGUCCAGGAGGGCAUCGCUGAGCCGUCUGUGCUCACAGUGGCUAUAAGAACCCGCUGUCUGGUGGACGGUCUGAUGGAAAGGGCGCAUCUUUUGCCCUGGGAAUGGUCGCUGCUCUACUCACUGUGGCACGGCUGGCAGCCAUUUUGA